AUGGUGCUGGUGACGAGGAUGGUGUUCACAGCAGUUGCCCAGGAGCACGCCGCCCUCCCUGCUGCUGCUGCUGCUGCUGCUGCUGCUGCUGCUGCUGCGGAAGACAAACAGACUCUGGCUGGACCCAAGCAACAGUUGGGCAAUUGCCAUCAAAAGUUAGGUGAUGCCCCGCAGAAGCUCGGUGAAUCUCAGCCGGAAUUGGGUGAUGCCCCCCAGGAGCUGGGUACUUCUCGGCAGCGGGCGGGGCGGCGGGGGUGGGAGGUGAUGGUGGCGCGGGUGGUGGGGUCAGAUGGGCACAGGUGGCUCAAGUACGGCCAGAAGCAAGUGCACCACUCCAACGCCACCAGGUGCUACUACAGGUGCAGUCGCUCCAAGGCCAUGCCACGCUGCCCUGCCAAGAAGACUGUCGACAUCAACUGCUGCCAUGACCCGCUCUCCCCCAGCGCCAUCCAAGUCGCCUACAGCUGCACCCCCCACAACCACCGCGCGCCUCCCAACCACGCGAGUCGUGUCAACCACGCGAGUCGUGCCAACCACGCGAGUCGUGCCAACCACGCGAGUCGUGUCAACCACACCCGUCGCACCAUUUUCACUAGUCCUGUCAACCAUCCUAGUCCAACCAACAGCCCGAAUCUCACCAACUACUCUGGUGCUCGGCCGGAGCGUUGGCCUGGCCAACCGAUUCCAGUCAGUUACAUGUCUAUACGCACCCACCCAGCUACGCCGACCCACCCGGCUGUGCCCACCCACCCGGCUGGUUUAGUGCUUGUGCACUCCGCUGCUGGUCCGGCUGUAGCUGUUUCUGCUCCUGCUCAUCAAGCUUCGGCAGUGAUUAUAGAUUCAUCCAGGGGGCUCGCUGUGCCCGUGUCAUUCAACAAGUGCCACGUCAGCGAUGGGGCCCAGCAACAGCAGCAACAGCAGCAGCAGCAGCAGCAGCAGCAGCAGCAGCAGCAGCAGCAGCAGCAGCAGCAGCAGCAGCAGCAGCAGCAGCAGCAGCAGCAGCAGCAGCAGCAGCAGCAGCAGCAGCAGCAGCAGCAGCAGCAGCAGCAGCAGCAGCAGCAGCAGCAGCAGCAGCAGCAGCCUGAGGCGGAAUGGGCGGGCGUGUGUGACCCCCUCGCAUGGCGCAGUGAAUGCCUGGGCGCGGAGAUACACACAGAGGGCUGUGUCUGCGCGGGCAUGUGUCACUCCCUCGCAUUGCCACGCACUCUCCUGGGUGUGGAGAAGCACGCAGAGGGCUAUGAAUCUGUGGCCUUGCGCCACAACUCGCUAGAGUCCUCCCUUGGUUCCCCCCUCAGUUACCCCGUUGUCUCCCCCCUCAACUUCCCCCUCGACUCCCACCUGGGAAACAUGCAUGGCACUUUCAGCUCGCCGCACACAGUGGGAGCAAAGGAAAGCAGUUCCAUGAGCCAGGAUGUCAUUGAUGAGUUUCCGCAUGAGGUGGGCGUGGUAACCACUCGUGUAACACCGAGUGGGUGUAAGCAGGGCGUUACAGCCUGCAGUGGGCAUCAUUCGGGGGUUGCAGCAUCGAGUGCUGACAAUUCUGAUGCAAACCCUGAUGUCACUGAGUAUGGUUGUUACACGGCUGCCAAGAAUAGGCAUGUGGGUGAUUGUGCUGCCCUUGCUGCUGCAGGCUCUCCCUGCACGCAUCCCAUUCAUGACCCCACUACUGAUGCCUUUCUGCCGCCCCUUGAUUUGAGCACUGUGGACCGUGGCGUGGAUGGGGAUGCGGUGGAGGGAACAGAGAGAGGCGGGGAUGCUGGUGGGGGUGUGAUGCAGCGAGGCUCGAGUGGGGUGGUGGUGGGGCCAGGAACACCCACUUGCAGCAGCAGCAGCAUGGGGUUGCGUAGCAGGAUGGGGGGAAGGGGUACUCACAGGAUGGCAAAACGCACAAGCCACAGUACUGGGGAGAAGAAUCAUAGGCUGGGUGAAAGGGCUAUUGAGAAUCAUGUGGCAGCACGCAGCGCCAGAAGCGGCAUCUUGGGUGAUAAUGGGCCGGCGAAUGAGAUGGGUGGUUAUCUCACAUACACGUGUCAAGUCCCCUCUGGGCCCCUCUUGACCUCUCCUGCUGCUGUUGCUAAAUCCAAGCGCCAGCAGAUCAUGGCGACACACGAGUCACGUGGGGGUGAGGCGAGGCCAUGUGGGGAGCAGCUGAUGGCGUGUGGGGAUAAGGUGAGGGCGUGUGGAGCAACGUGGGAUGCACAGCAACAAGUCAGCUCACACAGCGGUGAUACGAACCUCACCGACUCUCCUGGUUCAAUGUGUGGAGUGGCACCGGCCCACCACAAUGUGUUCACCUUAUCAUCUCAGCAGCAAGAGUUGGCCCCAUCAGACCAGCAGGGAAUGCUUGGGCCGGUUAUCCCUGCACCAGUGUUUGCGUUCCUAGGAGGGGCCAGCACCACCCGUGUUUCAGACUUUCUGGCUGUUGAUACGCGUAAAGAGUUGCAACCGUGGAUCGAGGGCGCACGCGCUAGGGGGGGGAGUUCGUUUUGA
Closterium sp. NIES-65 is the source of this 2490-nucleotide messenger RNA. NCBI's taxonomy places the organism in Eukaryota, Viridiplantae, Streptophyta, Zygnematophyceae, Desmidiales, Closteriaceae. The record is from the annotation of a GenBank genome assembly.